Messenger RNA from Branchiostoma floridae (Florida lancelet), 642 nucleotides. RefSeq lists its product as uncharacterized. The transcript has 2 exons. The coding region runs from base 29 to 361 and encodes 110 amino acids. NCBI's taxonomy places the organism in Eukaryota, Metazoa, Chordata, Leptocardii, Amphioxiformes, Branchiostomatidae. The record is from RefSeq and is a predicted model, not a curated record.
CAGAAUCAUCAUCUCACACCACGAGGUGAUGAUGGGAUACCUGAUCAUGGCGGCUCUGCUCCUUGUCCUGGUGGCCGCCAUUGUUGUCAUGGCGUUCGCGCUGUGUCGUCUGAAUGGACGGCCGCAAACCAUCGAGACGGACAUCGAGAAAGCGAUGAUCUCUCUCGCCCCAUCUCUGCAAGACGGCAAGCUAAAACGCCAUACUCCAGAUGGAGAUGACGACAACCAGACCACUCCCAGCACCCCCAUGCAGACCCUUGCCCGUCAUCACUCCCGUGAUGCCUUGUGCGCGGACACCGCUCUGCGCCAACAGCAGGCACAUGACGAGGGGCGCCGAAGUCCUGAGGAACAGUUUGCCUGAAGCACCUCUUAACGGGCUUCACAUUAGGACCAUCUCGAUCUUGACAAGCAGUCCAUAUUAAAGUUUAGAUAUAAAUUCUGAAAAUAUUUACAGAGAGCUGAUGUUAUUUACAAUCACCUAUAUGCUAUUUUUGGUGAGUGUCAGUUCGGUAUCGUUCCUACCAGUCUUGUCGCAUUUUACCGUAAUGGUUAUAGAUUACAUGUAUACAUGGCAAAGAUGUCAUAUUUUGAUAAAGUCCGACCCCUUUUGUAAUAGCGUUUGAAAGAAGAAGGAUUACAGCA